Phyllostomus discolor (pale spear-nosed bat) is the source of this 3071-nucleotide messenger RNA. RefSeq names its product syncoilin, intermediate filament protein (gene SYNC). The transcript is spliced from 5 exons. The record is from RefSeq and is a predicted model, not a curated record. The coding region runs from base 102 to 1664 and encodes 520 amino acids. Gene Ontology annotation, cellular component: cytosol; sarcolemma; Z disc. Gene Ontology annotation, biological process: intermediate filament-based process. NCBI's taxonomy places the organism in Eukaryota, Metazoa, Chordata, Mammalia, Chiroptera, Phyllostomidae.
AUCCGGUGUCGGCUGCAGCUGUCAGUGCGGCGGGCGCGGAGCAGGCGGCCGGCGGGGCCGCCUAUUAAUAACGCGGCCACCCAGCCCGGGGUCGCGCAGCCAUGGCCAGCCCGGAGCCCCGGCGCAGCGGGGACGGCGCCGCCCAGGCCGCGAGGGGAACAGGGGCGGAGGCCACUUCUUCUUUUCAAGAGGAGAAGCACUCUGAGUCCCUGGAUGAGGAGGGGCCCUUGGACCCAGAAGUUGCUCUGUCUUUGGAGGGGACCUUAGACUUGGAAGACAUUCUCUACCUGGGGGCCGCAGGUGACUUUGAUGACAUAUUGUACGUGGAAGAGACUGAGGAUCCCGAGGAGACUCUGCACAUUGAGGAGAUCAGGCAGCCAAAGGAGCCCCUGUGUGCGGAAGAACCUGUGAGGCCGGAGGAGACACAGCACGCGGAGGAGCCUGUGAAGCCAGAGGAGACUGUGAAGCCAGAGGAGACGCUGUGUGCAGAGGAGACUGUGAAGCCGGAGGAGACGCUGUGUGCAGAGGAGACUGUGAAGCCGGAGGAGACGCUGUGUGCAGAGGAGACUGUGAAGCCGGAGGAGACGCUGUGUGCAGAGGAGACCGUGAAGCCGGAGGAGACAAGCCCAGAGCAGACGGCUUAUGGGGGAGAGACACUCACAGACGCAGAGAAACCUAACCCGGCGGAGGAGAGCCUCGAAUUCGGAUCCGGGCCUACUCCCAGCCCAGAGGAGAGCCUGAGCAUAGAGGACCUGGAAUUGCUGGAGGGGCGUUUCCAGCAAUGUGUCCAAGCUGUGGCCCAGCUGGAAGAGGAGAGGGAUCAGCUCAUUCAUGAGCUUGUGUUGCUCCGGGAGCCGGCCCUCCAGGAGGUGCAACAAGUCCAUCAGGACAUCCUGGCUGCCUACAAACUGCAUGCUCAAGCAGAGCUGGAGCGGGACGGGCUACGGGAGGAGAUCCGGCUGGUCAAGCAGAAGCUCUUCAAGGUGACAAAGGAAUGUGUGGCCUACCAAUACCAGCUGGAGUGCCGCCGGCAGGACGUGGCCCAGUUUGCCGAUUUCCGGGAAGUGCUGACUGCACGGGCAGCCCAGCUCUCGGAGGAACUGGCCCAGCUCCGGGAUGCCUGUCAGAAGCAGAAGGAGCAGUUAAGGCAACAACUAGAAGCACCUCCGAGCCAGGGGGAUGGGCACUUCCUGCAGGAGAGCCGGCGGCUCUCGGCCCAGUUUGAGAAUCUCAUGGCAGAGAGCCGCCAGGGCCUGGAGGAGGAGUAUGAGCCUCAGCUGCUGCGGCUCCUGGAGAGGAAAGAAGCUGCUGCCAAAGCCCUGCAGAAAACGCAGGCGGAGAUCCAGGAGAUGAAGGAGGCUCUGAGACCCCUGCAAGCAGAGGUCCGGCAGCUCCAGCUCCAGAACAGGAACCUGGAGGACCAGAUCACACUUGUGAGGCAAAAACGGGACGAGGAGGUGCAGCAGUACAGGGAACAGCUGGAGAAAAUGGAAGAACGACAGAGGCAGUUAAGAAGUGGGGUGCAGCUCCAGCAACAGAAGAACAAAGAGAUGGAGCAGCUAAGGAUCAGCCUUGCUGAAGAGCUCUCAACUUACAAGGCUAAGCUACCCAAGAGCCUGGAACAGACAGGUGAAAGCGAAACACAGUCUCAAGGAGCUGUUUAGAAAUGUAUGGUGGAAUCUGUAACCCUGAAACAACCAAAAAAGCUUCUUAGCACUAAGGAUCAGUGCCCUUUGGACACUUUUUCCAGAGAACAGUGCCAGGGACUUGGCAAGCAAUUCACCCUGGGAAAUUUACAGAUACUGGCUGACCUGUUUAGAAAGAUUCUGGGGCCGGCUGGAGGCAGAAGGCACUGGUCGGUUCCCAGCCGGGUUCUGUGUCAUAGGGAUGCUGGUACCGACCAGUGCACAGAAGAUCGGGAAACACAAGCCUCCUGCCCGCCAGCAGCGACCUGCAGGCCGAGUCAAGGAUCAGCGUAUGCACGCCUGCAGUCUGGGGAAGAACGCAUCUUGCCUGGAGUUGACCUAAACCAAAAACAUUUUUUUGAAGCACAGGUGGGGUCGUAAGACAGCCAGUUUUCAUGACAGGGGUUUACAAUUUGAAUUCUUUUGUGCCAUACCUUGAGUGUUAAGACUUUAAAAUGAAUCCUUUUUCAAAGUUUACUUUUGUCAAGAUAACUUUCACUCUACUCUAAAAGAACUACUGACUUGAAAAAAAGGAGCUAAUCCAGAUUUCCCAAAAGAUCGUUAAUCUCGUGACAAUGAUUUCUGUCAGUGGUCUAGUCAGUCAGACCCAGUGAUUACAAAGAACCAGGCAUUGUAUCCGGUCACAGCACUCGGCUGGAAAGGCUUUCAAGAGCCCUUUGUUCCUGACCUCUAAGUACAGGCCCCAGUGAAAAACAUACUGGGGGGAAUUCACCCUAUGAGAAAAGGUUCAAAUGCCUUUUCCAAACGUAAUUUUUGCCUUAAAUCUCUCUGCCUCACUGCCUUUGACAUUCUUGCAACUCCACGUAGGGUCUGCUAGGGACAGACUUCAGUAAGAUGUUAUUUUAUCAAAGACUAAUCUGUACACCUGUGAUAUGGUGUUUUCUAUCUUUCACUUUCCACGGGAAGGAAUGAAGCUCUUUUCUGUAGCUCUGGGUCUAUUAAAAUUAACUUUGCUCUUGAUAAUCAAAGACCAUAGAAAAUAACUUUCAUCUAAGGAUUCUUCUAGAAGCCAGAGACUGGUGUUUUAUAGGUAUUAUAUACUAAAGAAAACCCAUCAGCGCAUGGAGUUAUGUAGAAAAGCAAUUUAUUCCAUUAUAAGCACUUACACAGUUAGUCAUGGAGAGUAACAGGCCUGCUGGUGAAACAGGUCACCCAAAACAGAUGGUAUCAAACUAGUUGUCAAGGACUAACUCCUAAAAAAAAAAAGGGCAACUCUUAUCCAGGAUUAAUUUAAUUUUAAAAACAAAUACAAGCUAUUGAUUCACUCUUCUCAACUUGACAGUCUACCUGUAGUAAAACUGUCAGGUAAAAACAUACAUCUUUACAACUUGGUGGUCCCAAGUUUAAAAAAAAAAAAAAAAAAAA